This is a messenger RNA of Pyrus x bretschneideri (Chinese white pear), 1175 nucleotides long. RefSeq names its product F-box protein PP2-B10-like. Gene Ontology annotation, molecular function: protein binding. The transcript has 3 exons. Bases 91 to 1077 code for a protein of 328 amino acids. NCBI's taxonomy places the organism in Eukaryota, Viridiplantae, Streptophyta, Magnoliopsida, Rosales, Rosaceae. The record is from RefSeq and is a predicted model, not a curated record.
UACACAACCGGCCCUCUGCAAUCAGAAAACAUACGAAAACAAAUUACAACGUAUUUUCCAUUGUCCGAGGAACCCAUUAAAAUCACAAAAAUGUGCAAGUUCUUCUUAGGCGGUGGCGGAAACCAGGAGAAAACAGAUGAUGUCGGUGGCGGCGGAGGCGACCCCAUGGAUCUGCAGGCCUUGCCGGAGGGAUGCAUAGCCACCGUUGUCUCGCUGACCACGCCUCGGGACGCGGGCACAAUGUCGUCGGUUUCGAGGAGUUUCAGGUCGGCCGCCGAAUCCGACGCCGUUUGGGACAAGUUCCUUCCCCCCGAGAUCCACACUAUCCUGUCCUCCUCGUCGCCCUCACGGCCGCCGCUUGUGUCUCCCUCCUCCACUUCCAAAACCAAGAAGGAGCUUUUCCUCGCUCUGUGCGACAACCCUGUUCUCAUCGAACAGGGCAAGUUGAGCUUUUCGCUGGACAAAUGGAGUGGGAAGAAAUGCUACAUGAUUGCUGCAAGGGCCCUUUCGAUUGUUUGGGCUGACACUCCUCACUACUGGAGAUGGAUUUCUGUCCCCGACUCGAGGUUUGAGGAGGUGGCAGAGCUUAUUAGUGUGUGCUGGCUUGAAAUCCGUGGCAAAAUUGGGACACGGAUGCUGUCCCCAUCCACGUUUUACAAAGCUUUUCUUGUGUUCAAGUCAACCGCAGGGGCUCAUGGAUUUGGGAACCAACCUGUGGAGGUCACAGUGGGUUUAAUUGGGCAGGAGCCCACGAAACAUGUGGUGUUUCUGGACGGGCAGAGAGGUCAAACCCAAGGUCAGGGCUACCACAUUGCCGGGCCUUGGCGUAUUGGCCUGUUCAACCGCAGACACAUUCCCGGCCUCCAGUCGUUCCAGUCGUUCCAGCCAAGGGAGAUCAACGAGGCCCAGUACCCGAAAGAGCGGAACGACGGGUGGCUGGAGAUAGAGCUGGGGGAGUUCUUCUGUGAAGGGGGUGAAGGUGGGGAGUUGGAGAUGACUUGCUUGGAGGUUAGGGGUGGACAGUGGAAGGGUGGCCUCAUUUUUCAAGGGAUUGAGGUCAGGCCUAAAAGGAUGUAGAAAUCAAGUGGCAGUAGGGUAAUAUUGUCCUUUUGAAUUCAAAAUAUUAUAAAAUUGAGCUAUGGUAAUUCAGAUUAAAAAAGGUGUCUGCCUUUUUA